AUGGCGACACUCGCCAUCGAAGGGGGUCUCAAGGAAGGACAUGAGAUCAUUAUCAAAGGAACUGUUGUUCCGUUUGCUGUGAACUUUCAGAUCGGCUUCAGUGACGAUGACAUUGCCUUCCACUUCAACCCUCGGUUUGAAGAGAACGGGUAUGUGGUCUGUAACACCAAGCAGAAAGGACGCUGGGAGAAGGAAGAGAUUAAGAAGGUAAAUCCCUUCCAGAUGGGGAAGCCCUUUGAGAUCCGCUUCCUGGUGGAGAGCACCAAUUUCCAGGUGAUGGUGAAUGGAGAUCGCUUUGUGCAGUACGAACACCGCGUGUCCUUACACCGCGUGGACAACAUCUCUGUCACCGGCCCCGUGAGGCUGACACACAUCAGCUUCCAGGACACCGGUACACUCUCUGACCAGAAGAUGAUCUCUGAGGUGCAACCCUACCCCAGUCCCUGUGGCUCACCUGAGUCUGAAGAGCAGAAACCAAAACCUCCAAGUUAUUGGCAGGCCAUCACGGCUCCCAUUGACACCCGUGCAGUCUCUGUCCAGAAGAUGAUCUCUGAGGUGCAAUCCUACCCCAGUCCCUGUGGCUCACCUGAGUCUGAAGAGCGGAAACCAAAACCUCCAAGUUAUUGGCAGGCCAUCGAGGCUCCCAUUACUCAAACUGUGGUCCACACAGUGCAGAGCACACCUGGACAGAUGUUCCCUGUAAGUCUGCAAGUUCCGUCUGCGCACAACCCCGCUCCCUCCUGGCCAAUACCGUUCUUCACCAGCAUCCCUGGGGGGCUGUACCCCUCCAAGGGCAUCACCAUUUCAGGCACCGUCCUGCCCUAUGCUCAGAGGUUCCACAUCAACCUGCGCUCUGGGAAUGACAUCGCCUUCCACAUGAACCCCCGUUUCAAUGAGAACGCCGUGGUCCGCAAUACGCAGACAAACAACUGUUGGGGGCCUGAGGAGCGUGGCCUGACCCGGAAUAUGCCCUUUGUCCGAGGCCAGGCCUUCUUGGUGUGGAUCAAGUGUGAAGGUCACUGCCUCAAGGUGGCUGUGGACGGUCAGCACCUGUUUGACUACUACCACCGCCUGACGAACCUGCCCGCCAUCAACAACCUGGAGGUGGGAGGCGAUGUCCAGCUGACCCUGGUGCAGACAUAGGCGGGGUUCCGGCCCUGGGACCUCGGGCUGGAGCACGCUGCUGUCUGUAUCUGCUCUUCCCUCCACCUUCCCUGUCCCUGCCGCUGCCCCCACCCUCCCAGCCCUUCCUGGAUCUGGGGCUUUUCUGGAGAGACCAGGCCCUUGUCUGCCCUGCUUCUGGCUGCAGCCAUCCGGGAGUGGAGAAGGCAGCUGGCUUGGAUGCUUUCCUCUGACUGGGGCUCCAGCUGUCCAAAUCCUACCUUCUGAUGAUGGGGGAGGGGUCAGUGCAGGCUGAAGCCCAUGUUCAGUGCCCUCAGCAGAAAGGGAGCGUCCUGGGCCUUCCCAAGCUCCCAGGCCAGGCCUGCCCCUCAUCUACCUCUUGGCCCCAUCCCCACCCUCCAUUCCAGUCCCCCUCAGGCUCCAGCCAUCAGCAGGCCACUCCCCUGGGAGGUGGUCUCCUCAGCCCCUUCUCUUUCUCCAACCUUUAACCUUUCCUUGCACCCUGUUCCACCCCUUCCCCUGAUUGACACCUGCUGGUCUCCACCACCUGACAACACCUUUUCCAGCUGGACGCCCCCCUUUCCCAGUGCCCUUCAAAUAAAGAGAAAAAGAAAA
Messenger RNA from Eptesicus fuscus (big brown bat), 1737 nucleotides. RefSeq names its product galectin-9B-like. Gene Ontology annotation, molecular function: galactoside binding; carbohydrate binding. The record is from RefSeq and is a predicted model, not a curated record. Gene Ontology annotation, cellular component: cytosol; nucleus. Gene Ontology annotation, biological process: positive regulation of gene expression; negative regulation of type II interferon production; negative regulation of CD4-positive, alpha-beta T cell proliferation. The transcript is spliced from 12 exons. Lineage: Eukaryota; Metazoa; Chordata; Mammalia; Chiroptera; Vespertilionidae. Bases 1 to 1143 code for a protein of 380 amino acids.